Molecule: messenger RNA, 514 nt
Organism: Dioscorea cayenensis subsp. rotundata (Guinea yam)
Lineage: Eukaryota; Viridiplantae; Streptophyta; Magnoliopsida; Dioscoreales; Dioscoreaceae
Product: auxin-responsive protein SAUR65-like
Exons: 1
Coding region: 46-456 (136 amino acids)
Biological process (GO): response to auxin
Source: RefSeq, a predicted model, not a curated record
AACUUGUACCGCUAGUAGUACGCUUCAUCUACCAAAAAUAUCUCAAUGAAUCCUAAGAAGAUUCUUAAGAUGGCAAAGAAAUUGCAGAAGAUAACUUCAUCUUCCACGACGACAACGACGACGUCGACAAUGAAUGUGAUUGCAGAUAAAGGGCAUUUUUUUGUGUACACAUUAGAGAAGAAAAGGUUCAUGGUGCCAUUGGCAUAUCUUGAGAGCACUGUGUUUCAGGAGCUGUUGAAAAUUUCAGAAGAAGAGUUUGGGUUGUCAUUUGAUGGUCCUAUUACAUUGCCUUGUGAUGCAGUGUUCAUGGAGUAUGUUUUGUCGUCUCUUGGAGGAAGGAUGUCUGAAGAAGCUGAGAGAGAAAUUGUUAGCUAUAUUCUUGCUAAUUACAGCUCUUCAUGUACCUUGCUCCCUGUGCAACAAAUGCAACAGCAACCAGUUGUUUUCAGUUUUUGAUAAAUGUUUAAUGUUUUGAUUAAUUGUAAUUGAUAAUUUGAUUGUGAAUGAGAAUGUA